AUGCCUCUGGCCACGGACGAACAUGAUGAUGUCCGCCGGUACCAGGCACCAUACAGCGCUCGCAGACCUGUGCCUACAAUCUCCAGGUACCGCGAAGAGAAGGCUGCCAGACAACAAGAGUCCAUGCGAAGUGACUCAGAUGAGAAUAUCGCCGCAGAGCCCCCUGUCGUCACGGCUGCCGAUGAGGCAAAGCAUGAACAUUCGCCCUGCCCCUCUCGCGAGGACAACGCCAAACAAGAUGAGGACAAUCACGUCGCCAUCCCCGAAGAUACCUCGCAGGUUGACCCGGCCUCGACCGAUGUAAAACAAAGGAGAAAAGAGUUGAAGCUCAGGCGGAAGGAAAGGGCCGAGCGGGAGGUGACGGAUCCCGUUACUCACCUCCCCGUCACUAUCCACGAUUUCACAGACGAGGCACUCAAGGAAACUGUCCUGGGUCAUGCCGCUUUUAAAUCCGAGAAGCGAUCUGCGACGGAUUUGAGUUUAAAACGUGACUCUGCUGAGCACUGGCAAAGUCAGACUCGACACCUCCAACAAGUUCACGAGAGAAUUAACCACAGAUUCCCACCUCCCGAUUUCGAUUUAUUGAAUCAAAACAUUACGGCAAUCAACAAUCGAGGGCUGACGUUUGGUCUUGCGGGGCUUGCGGUUGUCGUUCUGUCUGCCUUCUUUCUGGGAGCGUUCUCCCAUGAACGAAAACAAAUAGCGCCUGGCUCCGAAGCUGAUAGUGGCAGCGACAAGUUGUGGAUGCUCUCUAUCCUACUAGUAUCCGGCGCUGCCGCAGCAGUGAUUGCUGGAGUACGAGACUAUACCACUCGCAAAAUCAACAACAUCUUCCAAGAUGAGGUUUGGGACGCUCACCGCCAGCAGCUCGCCAAAGACACCAGCAAGCACGAGACUGAGACAACCAUAUGGCUCAAUUCCGUGUUGGGUGCUGUUUGGCCGCUGAUAAACCCAGACCUUUUCCUCAGCCUGUCGGAUACUCUCGAAGAUGUCAUGCAAGCCUCGCUCCCCAAGCUGGUUCGGAUGGUGAGCGUCGAGGAUAUUGGCCAGGGGAGUGAAUCUAUUCGAAUACUGGGCAUUCAAUGGCUGCCGACGGGGGCCGCUAGCAAGUCUGUAACUGCGAGUGGCAAGCUCACGUCGCCGGACGAUUCUGAGGGGAAUAACGGCAGCCAAACACCGGCUUUCAAGAAACCCGGCGAACUUGGCGAUCCCAAGACCUUGUCAAAGGUUGAAGCUGUCGCCGAGGGAAUGGAGGGUGAAGAAGGCGAUUUCGUCAAUUUGGAAGUGGCGUUUGCAUAUCGAACUCGGUCCAGCUCGCGAAGCCUCAAGGACAGAACCAAGGACAUGCAUCUCUACGUGGCAUUCUACUUACCUGGAAACAUCAAGAUACCCGUCUGGGUAGAUUUGCUUGGUAUUAUCGGAACAAUGAGGAUGCGUCUACAGCUGUGUCCGGAUCCGCCAUUCUUUUCGCUUUGUACAGUUACCUUCAUGGGACAACCAAAAGUCGACGUGCGGUGUGUUCCAUUGAGCCGUCGUGGUCUCAAUAUCAUGGAUAUUCCACUCAUUAGCAACUUUGUUCAGAGUGCCAUUGAUGCCGCUGUGGCCGAGUAUGUCGCGCCAAAGAGCCUGACCUUGGACUUGAAGGAUAUCCUGGCGGGUGAUGAUUUCAAGAAAGAUACGGUCUCGAGUGGAGUUCUAAUGAUACAUAUCAAACGCGGAUAUGAUUUCAAGAUGGGAGACUCGGCAAUACCCCUUAUCCGAGAGGCGAGUUCCGAUCCUUAUGUGUCGGUUGGGUGGGCCAAGUUCGGCAAGGUUCUCUGGAGUACGCGCAUUUUGAAAUGUGAAAUGGAACCUUGCUGGGACGAAACGUGCUUUGUCCUCGUCACCCCGGAGGAGGUGAAUAUUGACGAGAGACUCCGUGUUCAACUAUGGGAUUCGGACAGGUUCACGGCGGACGAUGAUCUGGGACGUAUUGAAGUUAGCUUGAAGGAGCUUAUGAAAAGCCCGGAAUCGAGAGGAAAGACUUGGCAUCGAACUGACGGAUUCCGUGCUCUCAAGGCCGGCGAUAACAUGCCUGGAAAGCUGGAGUGGAGCGUGGGCUACUUCCCCAAGGCCCGAAUUCAGCAAGGCCAGUUUGACAAGCAAACCCAUGAUCCCAAAAUUCGAUCGAUGGAACAGCUCAAAGAAAAGGUAGACGAGACUUGCGAGCGAAAACUUCGCGAAUUUAUGAUCAAAGAAGGCAUCAAAGUGCGUGAUGAGGAAGAAUUAGAACAGCAAAUUAUCCAGGAGAUGAAGACACAAACGGAUGCCAUGAUAUGUUCGGCGCCUCCACCAGAUGACUAUCCCAGCGGUUUGUUCAGCAUUCAAAUCCACAACAUCACUGGUCUUGAAGUCGAAAGACUGAACAAGCGUCAGCCUGAAGAUUAUGACGAAGAGAGUGAUGAAGAAGAAGAGGGUGAUGGACUGCCCAGCUCUUACUGCACCGUUAUCAUCAACCACAGCAAGACAUUUAAGACGCGAACGAAACCACAAAAUGCAAAGCCCUUCUUCAAUGCUGGAUGCGAGCGUUUCAUUAGAGACUGGAGAGAUAGCGAGGUAUUUGUCUCCGUCCGGGAUGCAAGACUUCACGAAGACAACCCCCUUCUAGGGAUUGUUCAUCUUCCCCUCGCGGAGCUUUUCAAGGACCGCUCCCAAAUCAUGGGAUGGUACCCCUUAAGUGGUGGUGUCGGUCGUGGUCGCAUCAGACUAUCCAUGGUCUGGCGCAGCGUCCGACUCCAAGCUCCCUCUAACCUCUUGGGCUGGCAAUAUGGCACUGUUGAUGUACAUCCAAUUGCCGUCAGCGAAAAUUGCCAGCCCGAGCUGAAGUCGUGUAAACUUAAGCUCAAGACAGACAUUAGCAUGGGCAAAAUGCGACCUAUAGGAAGCAGCGGCAAAUGGACGUCCAAAAAGGAGCAGGACCUCCAUUUGGCCGUCAAGAAGCGCUAUAGCAGCUGCAUGGCCGUUGAGUUUCGAGACAAGCGCUUCCUGGGGGACAAAGUCUCUGCAUUCUGCGUCCUCUGGCUCAAGGAUAUCCCCGACGAAGAGGAACAAGAUCUCGAACUCCCCAUCUGGAAGGGUGAUUACGAGCGCGCAACAGCGAAUUGUUUAGGAGACUGCGGUGAAAAACUGGGCACUCUGAAAGUUAAACUGACUUUCUUGUCCGGAAUGGUAAACUAA
Metarhizium brunneum ARSEF 3297 is the source of this 3216-nucleotide messenger RNA. RefSeq names its product Meiotically up-regulated 190 protein. The record is from RefSeq and is a predicted model, not a curated record. Gene Ontology annotation, molecular function: lipid binding. NCBI's taxonomy places the organism in Eukaryota, Fungi, Ascomycota, Sordariomycetes, Hypocreales, Clavicipitaceae.